This is a messenger RNA of Mugil cephalus (flathead mullet), 1962 nucleotides long. Its product is annotated as lysosomal-associated transmembrane protein 4B-like. Lineage: Eukaryota; Metazoa; Chordata; Actinopteri; Mugiliformes; Mugilidae. The transcript has 7 exons. The record is from RefSeq and is a predicted model, not a curated record. The coding region runs from base 111 to 806 and encodes 231 amino acids. Gene Ontology annotation, cellular component: lysosomal membrane.
GCUGCUCACGGUGAUAUAAGUAAACCAUCAGGAUCCUGUUCGUCACUGCUCGCCGGUCGUUGACAGGACAGCGGAGCCUCUUUUUCUGACGCCGCCGACAGCGCUGCUCAAUGCUCUCAGACAAGAUGAUGAUCUCCCCCUGGGACCGCUGGUUCUCCACAAGCUGCUGCCUGUGCUGCCAUGUCCGCACAGGAACCAUCAUCCUGGGGGUCUGGUACAUGCUCAUCAAUGCCGUGGUGUUACUCAUCCUGCUCACAGCUCUCAGUGAUCCUGAGCAGUACCACCUGACCAGCGCUGAGUUGGCUAACGACCUGGAUGUCAUGGAUGACGCCAACAUGUGCAUUGCCUCAGCGAUCUCUCUGCUGAUGAUUCUCAUAUGUGGGAUGGCAACCUAUGGUGCAUACAAGCUCCGUGCCGCCUGGAUCAUCCCAUUUUUUUGCUACCAGAUUUUCGACUUUGCUCUCAACACCCUGGUGGCUGUCAGCAUCGUGGUUUACCCAAACACAAUACAGGACUACCUGCAGCAGCUGCCUGAUAACUUCCCCUACAAAGAGGAGGUGGCCGCUCUCAGCAACGUGUGCUUGGUCUUCAUCGUUCUGCUCUUCAUCGGCUGCAUUCUCAGCUUCAAGGCGUACCUCAUAGCGUGUGUGUGGAACUGCUACAGAUAUGUGAGCGGCCGGGGUACAUCUGAAAUCCUGCUCUACGUUACGACCAAUGACACCACAGUGCUUCUUCCUCCAUACGACGACAGCGUCAGCGUCCCCCAGAAACAAGCUCCUCCCCCCUACACCACUGCUACGGCGUGAAAACACUCCCAGCAUUCCCUGCUGUUAAUGAGACCCCAGCAAAAUUUAUGCACCACACUGCCUCUCCAGUGUACAGUAUAUUUAUUGAUAUAUUGUUGCUACAUACACGCAUUACAGUACAACCAUAUACUGUAUACACACGUACACACACAUGCACACAACAGUACCACCACCGUGACCUCUCAGCCCUUCCUGUUAUUUACCGACAGACAUUUUUCCUUUAGCUCUUCCUGAGUUGAUUCUAUGUCUCUUAGUAUUAAUUCCAGAAAUGAUGAGCAUGUUUAUGCGUUUGAAUCUGGGUGAAAUCACACAUGAAAGCACUAGAAAGUUUCCUAAAUGAUAUAUAUAUAUUUUUAUUAAUUGUAUUUACGCCCUGUGUGUGUAGUAUCUUGUGGAUCCAUCAUGUGAUAGGCUUAUUUAUCCUAUGCACAAAUGCAAAAAAAAGAAAAAACUUGCCGCUUACAGUGACAAGAGAGGAGACGUGUUGUGUGUUUGUCUCGUCUCAGCUCGUGAUCAGGGUUAGAUUGCCUUCAUUCCUAACUUUCUCUCUGAUGGAUGUGCACUUUCCGGAGCCACGUGCAAAGUGUCACCUUGACUGGAAGUUUCCCAAAGAAAUGCGUCUGCCUGUAUUCUGACAUGAUCAAAGAGCAACCUAGUGUAUAUCGAACAUAUCACCUUCUUUUACCGUAUUCUUCAACUGCACACACACACACACACACAAAAAAAUGUCUUGUAUUAUAGAAAUCCAUUGACUUCUUGACUUGUUCCGACUAUUUAUGUCUUUUAAAUGUAAUUGUGUGUUUCUACUGAUUGAAAGGAAAUGAUGUCGCUGGGCUGCUAUUUAUUUUGACAGCACGAAAAGAAAGAAGAAGAAGAAGAAGCACUGAUCUGGAAUCAGUUUGCUCUUUCACUACGAGUUUCUCGAGGAAACCAGGAGCUCAAUAAAUAUGGACCCUGGUUGUGUUUUUUCAAUUAAGCCGAUGGGGGCUCUCUCUGGUCCGUGUAAACAUUACACAAGUCCGUUCCACCAGAUGCACUUAUUGGCAAACCUGGACACAAAAUGUCCUGCAAGCGCACAAAAAAAGUCAAACCCGAGGACUACCGCUGUAUGAAAAGUAAAGAUGUGACAUUUAUUUGUCUAUUAAAAAUCUAACUU